This is a messenger RNA of Bombus impatiens (common eastern bumble bee), 722 nucleotides long. It is a transcript of the gene ATPsynCF6, whose product is annotated as ATP synthase-coupling factor 6, mitochondrial. Gene Ontology annotation, molecular function: proton transmembrane transporter activity. Gene Ontology annotation, biological process: proton motive force-driven ATP synthesis. The record is from RefSeq and is a predicted model, not a curated record. Lineage: Eukaryota; Metazoa; Arthropoda; Insecta; Hymenoptera; Apidae. The coding region runs from base 434 to 721 and encodes 95 amino acids. The transcript is spliced from 4 exons.
UGCGCAUUCCGUUGGAACAUUACUGCAGUCGGGGUAUACAAAUAAUAGAUGGUUCACACUAACUUCAAUUUUUACCUACUAUUUUGUUAAUGUACAUUAUAAAAAUUAAAAAGUAAACUUUUAAAAAUAUAAAUCUGAAAUACAAACAUAAGCUCGAUAGGGUGGACCAAUUUAUACUGAUACUAUUAUUAUAAAUAUAUAAAUAUUAGCUAGAAAUAGAUAACUAAAUAAAUAUUUUGAUCUUUUUGAUAGAUUUAUUUUUAAAAUAUUAAUAUCUUUACUUUAUUAUAUUGUGCAAUUUUAACCAAUCACGUAGCCUGUUGGUGGAGUUUAUUAUACAUAAGUAAGAGUGCAUUCUAUAUAUUGACAUAUAUUCUAGGGUAACGAAUAACGACAAGUACCUCGUAGGUUUUGUCCGAAUAAAAAGGGAAAAAUGCUUAUCCAGAGAGUCAUUACAAGUGUACCAAAAGUUAUCAAACGUAACAUUGGUAUUCUUGCACCAGCACUUCAAAAAGCAACGGAUCCUAUACAACAACUUUUCUUAGACAAAAUACGCGAAUAUUCUGCAAAAAGCGCUGGUGGAAAGUUAGUUGAUGCUACUCCUGAACUUGAAAAAGAGAGGAAAUCUGAGCUUGAUAGAAUUCGGAAACAAUAUGACAUAAAGGGUGAUCCAAAAGACUUCCCAAAAUUUAAAUUUGAAGCUCCAGUAGUGGAAAAAUGAA